CCUCCCCCAUCGCGGCGCUCGGCAGCCGCUCCGCGAUGGGAGCCGCCGCGGUCGCGGCGCACAGCCCGCGCUCCUCCCUCGCCUCCUCCUCUUUCUCCUCCUCCUCAGGGCUCCAGUCAGGCCGAGCCGCUCCGCUCACGAAAGGCAAACUGAAAUAUAACUUGCUGCUUUUUUGGGUCACAUGGUGACAACUUAUAAGAAGUCAGAUCUGCAACUUGAUGGGUGACGGUUUCUUUCAACCAAAAGAUAAUUCAAAAAUGGCAGAACUCUUUAUGGAGUGUGAAGAAGAGGAGCUAGAACCAUGGCAGAAGAAAGUAAAGGAAGUUGAAGAGGAUGAUGACGACGAGCCCAUCUUUGUUGCAGAGAUAGCAAGUUCAAAACCAGCAAUUUCAAAUAUUUUGAACAGAGUCAACUCCAGCUCACAUUCACGAGGAAUAAAGAAUGGUGCACUUAAUCGAGGUUUUACUACUUCAUUCAAGCCUACAAAUCAACGCUUCACGAAUCCAGCAUCAAAUCCUGUGGCUGCCUUGCCAGUAAAUUUUCAUCCUGACUCUAGAUCUUCAGAUAGCCCUGUUAUUGUUCAGCCAUUUUCUAAACCUGGUUAUGUAACAAACUCUUCACCAGUUCUGUGUAACAACUCCUCAGAGUUACUGUUUGACUUGACCCAGGAUACAGGAUUAUCACAUUACCCAGGGACACCAGCACUUUCUAUUGCAGGUUUGAAUGAAAGUUCAUUUACAUCAAAACGUCCUUUUUCUGACAUAAGCAGUGUUAACUCAAAAAAACCUAAACCCAAUGACAAUAUUUCUGGAGCAGAUGACUCUUCUGUACUCUCUUCAGAAAAGCCUCCAUCAGUGUCAUCUCUGCAGGUGACGCCAUUGCAAGGUGCAAAUUGCUCAUCAAAUCAAUCUAAAAAUGGAACAACUUUUCCAAGAGCAUGUCCUAAGUGUAAUAUUCACUUCAACCUUUUGGAUCCUCUGAAAAAGCACAUGACGUAUUGUUGUCCAGACAUGAUAAAUAACUUUUUGGGGUUGAAUAAAAUAGAAAUAUCAAAUACAGCAAAUGAAGCUAAGACUCUUGAUUCAGAGAAAGGAAAAUUGAUCAUGUUAGUUAAUGACUUUUAUUAUGGAAAACAUGAAGGAGAUGUCCAGGAAGAACAGAAGACUCAUACAACCUUUAAGUGCUUCAGUUGUUUGAAAGUUCUCAAAAAUAAUAUUAGAUUUAUGAACCAUAUGAAACACCAUUUGGAGCUUGAGAAGCAGAGCAGUGAGAGCUGGGAGAAGCACACCACUUGCCAGCACUGCUACCGCCAGUUCCCGACCCCCUUCCAGCUGCAGUGUCACAUUGAGAGCACACACACGCUUCAUGACUUUUCUACCAUUUGUAAAAUCUGUGAACUAUCGUUUGAAACUGAACAGAUUCUUUUACAACAUAUGAAGGAUAAUCAUAAGCCUGGUGAAAUGCCAUACAUCUGCCAGGUUUGCAAUUACAGAUCAUCUUUAUUUUCUGAUGUAGAAUCUCAUUUUAGAACAGCACAUGAAAACACUAAGAAUUUGCUAUGUCCAUUCUGCCUCAAAGUUAUUAAAAUUGCCACACCCUAUAUGCAUCAUUACAUGAAGCAUCAGAAAAAGGGAAUACAUCGUUGUACCAAAUGCAGAUUGCAGUUUUUGACAUGCAAGGAGAAAAUGGAUCACAAGACUCAACAUCACCGAACAUUUGUAAAACCUAAGCAGCUAGAAGGACUGCCCCCUGGAACAAAAGUUACCAUUCGAGCUUCAGUUGGACCUCUUCAGUCAGGACCUUCAGCUACACCUUCCAUCAGUGCAAGUACUUCUACCCUCCAGCUCUCACCUGCAGGGACUGAAAAUGUAACUUCUAAAACCCCCACUAACUUGGAUACAAGUACAUCGAAUACAACUGUAUCUGAGCCCAGUAAACCUAAUGAAAGCAAGUCUAAUGGAAAUAAAUCUAAAAACAAGUCAAAAGUCUGUAAUACACAGAAGAAACAAAGCACACCGACUAAUAGUAAUAAAAAAAGUAAAGUGAAUACAGCUUUGAGGAACUUAAGGUUACGGCGAGGUGUUCACGAGUGUAUUGAGUGUUGUUCUGAAAUAAAAGAUUUUGCAAACCAUUUUCCUACAUAUGUCCACUGUAGUUUUUGCAGAUACAACACUAGCUGUAGCAAAGCCUAUGUAAAUCACAUGAUGAGCUUUCAUAGUAACCGUCCAAGUAAAAGGUUUUGUAUAUUUAAGAAGCAUUCAGAAAAUCUCAGGGGCAUUUCUCUGGUGUGCCUUAAUUGUGAUUUCCUAACUGAUGUUUCUGGCUUAGAUAAUAUGGCUACACACUUAAGUCAACAUGAAACUCAUACUUGCCAAGUUUUAAUAGAGAAAGUUUCUGUUUGUAUCCCAACUUCUGAACAUCUUUCUGAAUGCAGAAACAGCCCAGAGAUUUCAAAACAUGUCCAGGGUGUAUCUGGACAGUGUCCCCUUCGAUGGACACAAGUGCUGCCUGUUCUCUCUUUCCCAGGAAUGAGAAUGAACUGACUGUGGGACCUGUUCUAGGUUCUGGCCUACCAUCAGACUGAGGCUGAUUUGGCCAGAGGCAGCCUAAAAGCCAACCAAAUUGAGCAUGACUCCCAUUGCUGGCUUUGGCUCUUGCUCUUAAUCUUAUGAGCCAAUUGUAAACAAGCAAAGUCCAUCAAAUCAGUGCUUUGAUAUCCAAAUUAAAAUGUUGUCAUUUUGGCUGCUGCCCUUAAAUAUUCCUCUAGCACAAAGGCAGUCCAGGAGGGCAUGCAAACACCCUGGAGAUAAUGCUGUGUCUAGUCCCCAGACAACAUUUCUCAAUGACAUGUUCUAAAAUUAUAGUUUUUUUUCUGUCAUUGAAAAUAUAUUGUCCCAUAUUAACUAUAAGUUCAAUAUAAUUCCCAUUCUUUUUAACAAUUUAAGUUAAUUCAGAUAGCUUGAGCUUCUGUUCUCUAAAUUUAUUGAUGUCCAUUUUUUCUAUUUUCUAAUACUUUAAUGCUUGUUUCAUUUUGUCAAGAUCUUGAAAAAUUCAUGUAGGCUGCCUGUUUGUAGCUUUUCUAUUAAGGUGUUGCUUAAACCACUAUGUCCUCUGUCCCUACUUGAGGAUUAUUAACCUAAGUAAUUGGGAGUUUUGGGGUGAGACUGCUUGAAGAUUAUAAAAACAAAUUUUAAAGUAACAAUUAAUAUGUAAUUUCUGCCAAGUCAUUAAUAUCAUCCCUUUGGGUAAAAUUAUAUUAUAGUGUAAUGCAUGAGUGUCUUCCUACUAACAUAUUAAACUUGUCACUUCCUAUCUUAGCUACAUUGAGUUCAAAUCAAAUGUUUUGAUCUUUUACUUUAGUAAAUCUUGUAUUUUUGUCAGAAAUAUUUCCUAAUGAAUAACUUCAUAAAAAACUAAAUUUUAUCCUGCAAAUAGGAACAUUAACUGCUAUAUGGAGUCUGGUUGGAUGACCUGUCUGCUGAGAACACAUCCACUUAGUACAUUUGUGUUCCCCUCAGCCCAACUAAAAGACCUCUGUUCUUGCAGCACUGAUUUCGUGGAUUUUGGAGACAAAGGAGGUGCUUUUUAUGAUCUUAACAGGAUCAACAGGCUCUUUAAUUAUAAUUUAAGCCUAUUUUUCUUGCAUCUUUAGAAUAUCUACUUACCUACCCCAAUGUCAGAGCUUCAUGUAUGCUUUUGGAAUAGAGAUAAAGCCUUUUUCAGAUGACCACUUUCUGUUUGAUUGUGUUCCUUGCAAUUAACAAAAAACAGAAGUUGAUUCCAUUAGUUUUAAGUUUCUGAACAAUUUUAUACUAUAUAUGAAGCAUUUCUAAAAUCCCUUUUAACAGCUUGUUUUGUAGUGGAUUUGAUACACUGGUCUCUAUUACUUCAUAAUUUCUUUUAAAAACUGAUCAGAAAAAAAUGGCCUUUUACUAUUUUUAACAAUAAUUCUCUGUCAUUCACACACCAGAGAAUCUGUUCUUCCUUGGCCAUGGUUGGAUAUUUGCAUAUUAACUCAUCUUUCACAGAACUGGUUUUUAUAAUGUGCACCAAGUUCACUUGUCUUAUCUAUCUUUUUUUCUUUCUUCCUUUUUUCCCUAGUAUUAAAUGAGACAGUCUUGCUAUGUAGCUCAUGGUCCUCCUGCCUCAGCCUUCCAAUUGCUGGGAUUACAGGCAUGACCAUGAAACCUCAAUAUAUUUUUCUAUUGAAGUUCUGACAGUGGUAACUUUGUUUUUAAAACAUGCUUUAAAACAACACAAACCUUUAUUAGAGGCCUUUAGUCGAAUUUGUUUAGUACUAGUCAGCUCUUUCUUAAUUCCAACCUGUCCUUACCAUUAAGUUUUUAAAAGUAGUUUAUAUACUGGUCACAUAAAGCCAUCUCAUGUCUGUGUUCUUUGGAGUUACUGCUGAAUAAAAGGUAGUUUGUACACUGUUAA
Mesocricetus auratus (golden hamster) is the source of this 4437-nucleotide messenger RNA. RefSeq names its product zinc finger protein 280D (gene Znf280d). Lineage: Eukaryota; Metazoa; Chordata; Mammalia; Rodentia; Cricetidae. Bases 219 to 2543 code for a protein of 774 amino acids. Gene Ontology annotation, biological process: regulation of DNA-templated transcription. The record is from RefSeq and is a predicted model, not a curated record. Gene Ontology annotation, molecular function: RNA polymerase II cis-regulatory region sequence-specific DNA binding; DNA-binding transcription factor activity, RNA polymerase II-specific. The transcript has 20 exons.